AUGAGUUUGCCCAGUGGUGUGGAUAUGACCGCUGCGCUCAUGUCCCAGCAUCCCGCCGUACUCGGAGGCCUUUCGCCCGCGUUCUUCUUGCAACGAGCGUCCGAACGGUACCAGCGAACGCCCAAAUGCGCCAGAUGCCGCAACCACGGAGUGGUGUCUGCUCUAAAGGGACACAAACGGUACUGUCGAUGGAGAGACUGUGCGUGCGCUAAAUGUACGUUGAUUGCGGAGAGGCAAAGGGUGAUGGCGGCACAAGUGGCUUUACGGCGACAACAGGCACAAGAAGAAAACGAAGCCAGAGAACUGGGUCUUAUUUACCCUCCGCCAUCGUCUUCUUCGACCACUGCCGGCAGAUCGAGUCCAGACGAGAAAAGAGCCCGACUGAACUUGGACGACUCUGUUACGGUUAAACACGAGCAGAACUCCGGUGUUGGCCAACAGGACGUGCAAAACGCCAGAAGCCGUUCGUCGAGCGUGUCUCCUAAUGCUCCCAUACAAGUCACUUCUACACAAUUCGCGGCCAAGUACAACAGUCCGUCCAGAUCAGAGGCGGAAAGCAACGACAGCAGUAACGAAGCGACACCGGAAAACUUGUCGUUACCCAAACGAAGGGAUUCAGCCUCGCCCACAGAGCCCCAGAAGUCCCGGUUGGCCACCAACUUUGCCGGUUUUUCCAGUUUUCUGGAUAACGGUUCUUCCCUUAAUUCGGCAAACACUUCAGCUGCGGCGGCGGCGGCGGCGGCUGCAGGACGAUCGGCUGUCGACGUACUUAGGCGGGUGUUCCCGUACAAAAGACGGGCGGAUAUAGAGACCGUGUUGCAACGAUGCAACGGGGACGUCCUGCACGCUAUCGAACUCAUGAUGUGCGCCACCGACCAGCUGUCCAUGCCACACCCGUCGCUCAUGGACUCGCACUCGGCUUUCUCGCCCAUGUCAGCGGCCGCGGCCACCGUUUGCACGGCCGCCGCCGCCAUGACGUCAUUCCACCAUCAACAGGCCCCGCGGUUCUUGACUGCUCCUAUUCACCAUUACCUGCAACCCCAACUACACCAUCUGAGUACGGUUCAUCCGCACGCCAUGGCCUACCACCAAUCGCACCACAUGAACACCGCGGGUGCGACCUCGCCGCGGUCGCAAUCUCCAGGUUCUGACAAGGCUUCGUACUCUGACUGAAGUACAGUAACAGAGGACACCAAUAUCAAACAAGUUCAGUUGUAAAAAUAAUAAUAUGUAAAUACUUCUUAUAAUUCAACCGCAUUUAUUUUACAUAAUAUAUUAUGUAAAAAUUUAGUGUAACUCACAGAACAAUAUAAUACAACCCAUCAAGUUCAUAUUUUGGCCCAGAGCUGACAUAGCGGAUAAAGCUAACGGUAAACAGUAUGCUAACGGUGUAAUACCUUCUGAAACGAACUAACGUUUUGCCAUAACCUUCAACUUUCUAGUCCAGCAUGUACUUAUUGAGCAAAUAGUAAUCUGAUAUUAAUGAUUCAUUUUUUGUGAUCGAUUUUUUAAUUGAAUCAUAAAACAAUCGAUUACGCCCAACAUUGUUUUUUUACUAAUAAGUUUUCAAUUUAAUGUUAAAUGUCAGAUUUGAAGGGUUUUUAAAAUAUUCUAACUGUAUCUCCAAUAGGACGGGUUCGCGAUAAAACGCAAUUAGCAUAACUCCAAACGCGUAGUUUGUAAUUAUAGAAUAAUAAUAUUACGUUUUAUUUCACUUCCAUUUUGCUAUCUAAUUUAAUUAUUUUUAAAAACCAAUAUUAUAAAAUAUUAUAUUACUAUUAUUAGGUACAUAAGGUAAAGCUAACUUUUUAUAUUUAUUAUAAGUUAUUGUGUUUAUUACUAUGAAUUGUAUAAAUCGUAACCUUAAA
This is a messenger RNA of Adelges cooleyi (spruce gall adelgid), 1868 nucleotides long. RefSeq names its product doublesex- and mab-3-related transcription factor A2-like. The record is from RefSeq and is a predicted model, not a curated record. Gene Ontology annotation, biological process: sex differentiation; regulation of transcription by RNA polymerase II. Gene Ontology annotation, molecular function: protein binding; DNA-binding transcription factor activity, RNA polymerase II-specific; RNA polymerase II cis-regulatory region sequence-specific DNA binding. Bases 1 to 1173 code for a protein of 390 amino acids. The transcript has 5 exons. NCBI's taxonomy places the organism in Eukaryota, Metazoa, Arthropoda, Insecta, Hemiptera, Adelgidae. Gene Ontology annotation, cellular component: nucleus.